AAUCACAUUUACGGAACGCGCUCCGACAACAAACAAAAGAUCGAGGCUAGCGGAGCCUAAUAUACUUUUCUCGAUCUGUCUUGCUUGACGUCUGCGGUUACUUCGCUUCGCAUUCAGACCUCCUCGUCUGUGUUUUAACUACUCUCAACUGAUCGUCUGAGCCAGAUUGUCCUCAUCUAUAUACUGUUUUUUCUGGCCUUUUUUCUGCUAAUGUCAAGCUGAGCCAUUUCAUAGAUCGCUUUGCCUUUGCUGGCCAAGCUAACCGUGUUAGCCAGGUUAGCCCGUCGGCUAACCUGUUCUGGUUGCCUCUCCGCGGCCAGAGAAGCCAGUUUAAGCCUAGCCUGAUAGCUAGUUAGCUUUGCUCUCAACCCACUAAAACUUGACACUGACAGACCCCUGCGGUUUCGGCUUGUUCCCGACAAGCCACAUCUCCAAAAAGUCGCGCCGAAGCCAUGUCUGGACAAUCGACAGGCUGUGGGUUUCUGAUGUCUGUUGUUGUCCACGGAGACUCGGCUCUGAACGAGCAGGAAAAAGAGCUCAACCAGCGACUCCGACGGCUCUAUCCAGCCGUUAAUGAAAACGAAACACCGCUCCCCCGCUCCUGGAGCCCCAAAGACAAGUUUAGCUACAUUGGACUGUCUCAGAACAAUCUGCGCGUGCACUAUAAAGGUCACGGAAAAACUCCCAAGGAUGCAGCAUCUGUGCGGGCCACUCACCCCAUUCCUGCUGCCUGCGGGGUCUAUUACUUUGAGGUGAAGAUUAUCAGUAAAGGCAGAGAUGGGUACAUGGGCAUCGGCCUUUCAGCUCAGGGUGUAAAUAUGAACCGGCUUCCAGGUUGGGACAAGCACUCUUAUGGUUAUCACGGAGACGACGGCCACUCCUUCUGCUCGUCCGGCACCGGGCAGCCCUACGGACCCACGUUUACAACAGGAGAUGUGAUUGGCUGUUGUGUUAACCUCAUCAACAACACCUGCUUCUACACAAAGAAUGGCCACAGCCUAGGUAUCGCCUUCACAGACCUCCCACCCAACUUGUAUCCCACCGUGGGCCUUCAAACUCCAGGGGAGGUGGUGGACGCCAACUUUGGCCAGCACCCGUUCGUGUUUGACAUUGAGGACUACAUGCGGGAGUGGAGGACAAAGAUUCAGGCCCAGAUUGACCGCUUCCCCAUCGGAGAGCGUGAGGGAGAGUGGCAGUCCAUGAUCCAGAAGAUGGUGGCGUCCUACCUGGUGCACCACAGCUACUGCGCCACAGCCGAAGCCUUCGCAAAGUCCACGGACCAGGCCGUGCAGGAGGAGCUGGCCUCCAUCAAAAACAGACAGAAGAUCCAGAAGUUGGUUUUGUCGGGUAGAAUGGGUGAAGCCAUCGAGACCACCCAGCAGCUGUACCCCAACCUCCUGGAACGGAACCCGGACCUCCUCUUUAUGCUCAAGGUGAGACAGUUCAUCGAGAUGGUGAACGGGACGGACAGCGAGGUGAGGUGUCUGGGGGGCCGCAGCCCCAAGUCUCAGGACAGUUACCCUGGCUCGCCGCGCUCCUUCAGCAGCCCGGGCCACAAAGCCGGCAGCUCGCAGUCCUACCUCACCGGUACAGUCCCGCGCUUGGCCAUGAGCCCCCACCCUGCAGCCGCUCUGAUCCCUGCUGCUGGUUUGUUUGCAGGGGUCGACAGCAACUGCUGUAAUGGCGUGGCAUCAAGUAAGAGCCACAGCUCCUCCCCUCACAGUCACAAGCCCUGCCCCCCUGGCUCUGGCUCCACCCUCCCAGUCACCGACGUUAGUCUGAAUGGGAGCCGCAGCCAGCUGCCCAUCACAAGCAACGACGUGGACAUGGAGGUCGACCACUUCACCAACGGAGUGACAGAACUAUCCUCUAAUGGUUUCCUCAAUGGCACGUCCAAGCACGCCACGGAGCCGGAGGACUGCGACGCAGACAUGGAGGUGGAGUCCGCUCAGGUCAAGAGGCAGCUGUGCGGGGGGAGCCAGGCCGCCAUCGAGAGGAUGAUCCAUUUCGGCAGGGAGCUCCAGAGCAUGAGUGAACACCUCCGCCGCGAGUGUGGCAAGAACUCUGCCAACAAGAAGAUGCUGAAGGACGCGUUCAGCCUGCUGGCCUACUCGGACCCCUGGAGCAGCCCGGUCGGCUACCAGCUGGACGCCAUUCAGAGGGAGCCGGUCUGCUCCACUCUCAACAGUGCAAUAUUAGAGACUCACAACCUUCCCAAGCAGCCCCCCCUGGCCCUGGCGGUGGGUCAGGCCGCCCAGUGCCUCGCCAUCAUGGCUCGAACAGGCAGCGGCUCCUGCGCCUUCGCCUCUGUGGACGAUUAUCUGCACUAGCCACAUGCGCACACACAAACACAAUCUCUAAAGGCCUGUCUGGUCAUGACCCCCCUCCCAGAACCAACACCACCACAAGUGUAGUCCUCUUAUCCGAGGGACCCCCCCUCUCUGCACGACGGCUAGAAACAAACCAUCUCACUCGCUCCUUGUUCCGCUUUGACACAGACGCCACAGAGGUAUGUGCGCGUGCGUGCGGGGGGGGUCACUCCUGGGGAGACCUUUAGAGAUGCCAACACAUACAUUUAACCCCCCCCCUCCUUUCAUCAUAAAUAAGGAACUUUGCCUCCACUGUGUUGCUCCCAUUCUCCGGGCUGACAGCAGGGGGCGCUGCAGUCAACUUGAAACUGCUCUGAGAGCCGAACUCACGGGGGCCCAGCCCUCACUCAAAUGGGGGGGGGGUGUGGCCUGGCAAAGAAGACAGAAAAAUCAUCGGAGUGAACAUCAUGCCCCCUUGUUCCUGUAACCUUGGCUUUCCGUGUGAACCAACUCUUCCCCCCCCCAUCCCCCCUCAAUGGGUGAGCAGGGUCACAGCAGCCCGUCUCUCUCCCUCAGCUCCAGGACAUGGGCGGAGCUUGGCAGGUGGACUCGGGACUUGUAAGAAGCCAGAGAGGAUCUGCGAUCUGGAUUUGACGUUCCAGUUUUUAACCCCCCCCCCCUUUUUUUUUUUGUUUUGUUUUUUUGUUUAGCUGUUGUGUUUCAGGGAGGGGCGGGGGUGGGAGGCAGAGUCCUGGUUUUUCUUUUGUUUUUAGUUUGUUCAGGUUUACAUGACAAUGGUAAUUCUUAUCAUCAUCAUUAUCAUCAUAUUAUUGUUGUUUGCAUUCAUAGUAUAUUUGUUGAGCAAGUCCCCCCCCCCCCCCCCAUCUUAUUCUAAUAAAGGCCCGAUUCCACAGACGGCGCUGACCCGCGCGUGUGCACAUGCUAGCAUCUUUCUUACAGAACAAACCUAUAUCAACAGCAUAUUUAGAGAAAAAACCCUUUAAAGUUCGACACCAGCGCCCCGCCCCGCAUGCAUGUCCACCUUACGUUUGGCCUCUUUGUAGCUUAAGUUUCGAUUCGGCCUUUUUUUUUUUUUUUUCUGAACUUGCCCUUCGUUCUGCAGAGCUACCUGGAGAUUCUUUAUUUUAAUGGUACUCCGUUGUCAUGGUAACCCUUGCCCACCCAGCCUAAGCAGCAGGUUUGAUGCAAAAAUCUAGAGAACUCAGGAACUGAAACUCCUCCUUAUUUGGCCCAACCCCCCACCCCCAAUUGGAUUUUAGUUAGAGGACACAGUUGAAGAACCUGGUGGCUCCUGCAGGAGCUUCGGAGCAACACCUUCCUGCUGAUUUUUCUCCCAAAGGUCCAUUUCUUUCUCAUCAGCCGACGUCGGCAAAUCGACGGAUUAGAAACUGUCCUUCCCCAGGCCAGGCGAGAACUUUCACCAGCCUCCACUUCUCUCCGUCACGAGGAGCAACAAGCGCUUUGAGUGUUUCAGGCCUCCUCUGUCUGUUCCCCCCCCCCUCUCCUCCUCUUCUUUUCUUUCCUCCAUUUUUUUAGGUUCUUCACUUUGUUUUUAUCCAGAUGACAAGCAGUCACGCCAUCCUUUGGAAAUCUUCUUAGACAGUGUUGUCUCUUUCUGAGUGCGGUCUGAACCUAUGCAUGCCAUAGUAAAAGUGGUGGUAAGAUCCAGUUAGAUGUCUCUUCUCUGAUUCUUUCGUUCGCCUCCUUUAAGCCAGUUCACGGUGUUUAAGGAAAGAUGUCAACCAGUAAGUUUGUCCACUGCUGACUGUGUGUCCAUUGGAGGAAAAAAAAUGUGCAAUUUGUGUGAGGGUCAAAAGAUUUAUAUUAAAAUAACAAAUGAGAAUCGCC
This is a messenger RNA of Oryzias latipes (Japanese medaka), 4178 nucleotides long. It is a transcript of the gene ranbp9, whose product is annotated as RAN binding protein 9. Gene Ontology annotation, molecular function: protein binding. The record is from RefSeq and is a predicted model, not a curated record. Lineage: Eukaryota; Metazoa; Chordata; Actinopteri; Beloniformes; Adrianichthyidae.